AGUGGCUUGUCACGCCUGUUCAUCCUCUCAGAUUCACGGUGUCCACGACCAGCGAUGAGAAGGUAUACAAUACCAUCAAUCAUAUGUAUGUACAACACACGUACGUCCAGAGGGAAUUCUCUCCGAUGGACAGUACAAGAAGUGAAACGGCCGGGAGAAGCACUCCAGCUCUCUCCCUCGUGCGUGCCUUCCUCCUCGUCUCCGCCUGUCGCCUGUCGCCUGUCCUUCCACCACACACGCUCAUGUCCGUUUCUCAAACUCUACUGUCCAUGCACACCUCCAUCUUCUUAUUUUCUCCUUCUCUCUCAGCCCCCACAAAUCCUUCGAAUGUGGUUUUAAUUGGACUUUGGCCUUUUCCUCCGCCGCCCACGCACACACAACACACACGCCAUAUGCAAGGGUAGCGAUGCGCACCAUGAGCGUCCCUCUUGUAUCCACCGUGCGCAUGCGGCGACUGCGGUGAGAUUCUUUGCUUCACACACAGCUAAGGAUACCUAGGUAGUUACUCAGCGGGGUAGACGUACGGAAAUAUAUCGUGGCCAUGCGCAUCCACGACUGCGCACAGGACAUGCUGCAUUGCCUUGAUAACCUGUAGGU
Messenger RNA from Dissoconium aciculare CBS 342.82, 597 nucleotides. RefSeq lists its product as uncharacterized. The coding region runs from base 84 to 404 and encodes 106 amino acids. The record is from RefSeq and is a predicted model, not a curated record. NCBI's taxonomy places the organism in Eukaryota, Fungi, Ascomycota, Dothideomycetes, Mycosphaerellales, Dissoconiaceae. The transcript has a single exon.